AAAUAGUCGUCAACACUUUAAUGUCAAUCAAUCAACUAUACCACAACUUCACAGAAUGCUGUUUAUGUUUCGUUUUUUAAUUUUUGUAUCCUAAUUUUCCUUAAAGACAGCUAACAAACAAAAUAAAUUAAAAAAAACUUUUAAAGAACUGUUUUUUAAAAUAAAUUUAAGAAUGAACAUAGAAAUUGAUAUACAGUGUUGCAGAACCUGCCUUGAGUCAACUACUGAAAAUUACCUUUUAGAUAACACGGAGUUAAUACAAAAAAUAGAAAUAACCACUUCUACAGAAAUAAAUAAAUCAGAUGGAUUACCUUUGUAUUUUUGUUCAACUUGUUAUAAUAAAUUGGAAGUGGCUUAUCAAUUUCGUCAACGAAGUUUAAAAGCAUCCAAGCUUUUAAAAGAUUACAUUAACAAAGUUAAAAACCAAUUUAAUGAAAUAUUUAAGCAUAAAUCUGAGGUACAAGAAGUCGAAAAUUCUUUAAAGGAUACAAAGUUCGAUUUAAGUGACGAUGAACAAGGUUUAUUUGAAUUUGAGUCAAUUGAAACUGUUACGUUACAAAAUAAAAAAAAAGUUCUCACUCUUGAUUUUCCUUUAAUUAACAAAGUUGAAAAUAUUGACAGUGAUGUGGAAUUCAAUUAUGCGAUUGAUAAUGUUAAUCAAGUAUAUGAAACUUUAGAAAAGGAGAAUGACGCGAAAGAUAUUUUAAUAACGCAGAGAUUAAGUGAAAGAGUGAAGGAAAUUGUUCGUGAAACUAGAAGUUCCCUAGAUGUUAAAGUAGCUAAAGUUCAAUUCGGUUCAAAAGAUUUAGUAAAAUGUGAAAAAUGUGAAAAAGUAUUCAAAAAAGAAAAUUUGGUUAGACAUAUGGCUGCACAUACAGGAGAAAGCCGAUUUAAAUGUCACAUAUGUAAUAAAAAUUUUACGCAGAAAACUGGACUAAAUCGACAUAUUUUGAUUCACACUGGUGAAAGGCCAUAUAAAUGCGACAAAUGUGGAAAAAAAUUUUCUCAAUCGAAAUCAUUAAAAUUUCAUAUGGCAGUUCAUGGUAUAAAUAAUUCAUUUAACUGUACAAUUUGUCACUACAAAUUUAUUAAGGCGGAAAAUCUAAAGAUUCAUAUGAGAGAAAAACAUUCUGCUGGAUCUGAGACGACAUCUUUACACGUAUGCGAAUUUUGCAAAAAAUCUUUCAAAUUAAGAUAUUCUUUGAACACCCAUAUCAAGAAAUACCAUAAAGACGAACUUACUAUAGACAUGAAUUUUGACGACGAGGAUAAAGAAACGGAAAGUGAUUGAAUUUUUCCAUCAUCAAUUAAACAAAUGCUUCAGAUAUAAAAUAUAACUUAUUUUUAAGAAUAAUUUUUAAAUAAAUCUAUAAAAUACAUUAAAUUAAUAAUAAUAAUUACAUAUAUUUGAACGGUAAUAUAAUGAACGGGUUAAAUUUUAAAAUUAUUUAUUCAUGUACAUAUGUUUUUACGUAUCUACCUACAUACAUACCUAACUAUAUAUGUACAUACAAUAUGCCUUUUUAAAUUUAACUCAAUUUAUU
Condylostylus longicornis is the source of this 1544-nucleotide messenger RNA. RefSeq names its product zinc finger protein 510-like. The transcript has 5 exons. NCBI's taxonomy places the organism in Eukaryota, Metazoa, Arthropoda, Insecta, Diptera, Dolichopodidae. Bases 173 to 1291 code for a protein of 372 amino acids. Gene Ontology annotation, molecular function: zinc ion binding. The record is from RefSeq and is a predicted model, not a curated record. Gene Ontology annotation, cellular component: nucleus.